AUGAAUGGUAAAACUCCGACGACUCCGCGUCGACGCUCCAAGCGGGCCCUGGCUGUCCCUGAAUCAUCCAGAGAGACUCGCUCAGCUCGCCUAACAGCUCGUCAGUCAUCUCGACUGAAGGAACCCGAGGAUGACCCCGAACAACCCACUCCCAGCAAGGAGAUGGAAGCAAUUGAACAUGACGACUUCCAGAAUGGCGAGUAUGAGCUCACCAAAGCCUCUCAAACGCCUGAAAUCCUUGAUGCAUCCAAUCACCAGGAAAUUGAUGACCCUCAUCAGACGGAAGAUGAGCCGGAACAGUCUGCAUCGACAAAAACAACCCCAGAGGAGGCUACUCCUGAAAUCCCCGAUGUAAUCAAGGCAUACACUUCACCCCGCCUGUCACGCAAGCGCAAGUCAAUUGAAAUGAAAGAUGAGACGCAAUCUCCAGAUCCAAUCCCGAAGAAGCCCAAGUUGGAAGAGGCCGAAGCCACACCUGAGAGCACUCUCCAGAAUGGCAUUCAAACGGCAUCCCUGGAGACCACUCCGGAAGAUGCGGUCAUGGCCGAUCCUGACGUUGAACCCGAGGUCGCUGCACCUGCCAAACGGGGCGGCCGUGGUCGCGGCGGGUUUCGGGGACGGGGUCGCGGUCGAGGCCGUGGUCGAGGUAGUCGUGGUGGUGCCAUUGGGCCCGUUCGCUCGACGGCAGCACGUGCAGGUCGUGCAGGCCGAGGAGGCCGCGGAAGUCGUGGAGGACGUGUCCGUGCAACUACGACUACAGUUCGACGAGGCGGAAAGAGAAUUGAAGAUGAAAUUUGGGAUAGUGAGAGUCGACGACGAUCUCCUUCGCCCAUUCCCCUCACUCAGCCUCUCAAGGAUCGCCAAGAGGAACUGUCUCUUAUUUUCAAGAAAGUGGGACACGUUCAGCAAUUGGCCUUGGCUGUCCUCGCCGACCAUUCUAUGCAGAAAAUUGCCAAGGAUAAAAACGCCCACAAAGAUUGCCCCGAAUGGCCCCAGGUGCAGAUGGAACUUGCAGAGUUUGAGCGCAAGGCCAUGAAACGCUUGAAGGCAGAUUAUGAUCUGAAUGUGAAGGCUUUGGAGAGAGUUUAUCAGGGUGAGAUCCAUGCUGUUGAACAUCGCACAAAGGAACAAAUCACAAAUAUACAGGAUGAACUGUACUACGUCGCUCGAGGCAAGUUCAUUGAAUUGGUUGCAGGCCAACGUGUCGCCGAAGAUGAUGAGCACACUGAAACCGAUGGAUCUGAUCCUGAUGCCGAAGAGCCGCAAUAUCUUUUCCGGAUCGGCAAGCCUGGCAUCAAGGAGGUCCAACGUGGUUUCUUCUCUGACCAUGCGCGAACACCAGAAGGCGCCGGUGCUUACUACCGCGGCAUGGAGACUUGGGAAGACUUUAUGAUUCAAGUCCGCAUGGGUGUCGAUGUCAACCCACAGAUUCGAGCAUUGAGCUCUGGCAAUGAUGCCGAGACCCAAAGCAUGGUCGACCAGUCCAUGCAAAUUCUCCUGGAGGCAACCAAGACCGUCGGCGAGCAAGGCACCGGCAGCAGAAUCAACUCCGUUGAUGGAGCAGCUGAGCCUGUCCCUCGAGCUCUGUGCGCGUUAGCUGAUAUCGCUCUCGCCGAGCCGAUGCCAACCCAAUUGCCUCAGAUGCGAACAGAUCCUAAUAUGCCACCCUCUCAUCGACCUCUCUUGUCCCAGCCAUCGCAGGCGGCCCCUCCCCCGCCGAGCAUGAGCCACGGCCCGACUGAUCCUCGGUCAUUCAUUCUGCCUCGUCCAACUCCAACCCAGCAGCCCCGUCGCCUACUUCCCGCACGAGGCCAACUGGGUCUUCCUGAUCCCUUUUCGUCUAUGAAUGGACCUCCUCAACUCCCACCACCUCCGGGUUCCAACUUUGCGCGUCUGCCGCUUCCAGCUUACUUGUCUCCCCCCGGCCCUCACUCCCAUGGGCCUCCUCCAGGUCCUCACUCACAUGGACCUCCUCAAGGCCCUCCCGGCCCCCCUGGCCCUCCUGGACCGCCUUCGCUGUAUUUUCCAUCGCCUCAUGGGCAUGGGCCUCCUCCACAUGGACAUGGGCCACCACCUCCUCGCCGAUAUUAA
Messenger RNA from Penicillium longicatenatum, 2091 nucleotides. RefSeq lists its product as uncharacterized. The transcript is spliced from 2 exons. NCBI's taxonomy places the organism in Eukaryota, Fungi, Ascomycota, Eurotiomycetes, Eurotiales, Aspergillaceae. The record is from RefSeq and is a predicted model, not a curated record. Bases 1 to 2091 code for a protein of 696 amino acids.